Messenger RNA from Didymodactylos carnosus, 1599 nucleotides. The record is from the annotation of a GenBank genome assembly. Lineage: Eukaryota; Metazoa; Rotifera; Eurotatoria; Philodinida; Philodinidae.
AUGCCGUUGAGUAGCGAGCGUGAUUUCUCUUAUGUACCACAACCUAUUCAAAAACGUCAUAUUAUAUCAAAUGAACGUUAUAAAAUACUAAGUUCCCCCAAAUCAAUACAAUCAUCAGCGAAAAGUGCUUCAGCUGUAUCAGUUUCGGUUGUUAAAUUAAAGCAAUCAGCAUUACGUCAAAUACCAAGUAAAUCAACAUGGACGCCGAAAAAAUAUUUAUUACUCGCAUUGGGUAUAGUAGCAUGUGUGAUUCUGGCUAUUGCUAUUGCAAUCGCGGUGGUUUUUGGACGUAAACAAGGAACUAUAACUGCAACAACUACGACAGCUGGACCAGUUACCUCUGCUUUUUGGUCAUUUGAUAAUACAACACAAGAUUUGUACAAUGUUUACAAUGGUCAGUUAGUUAGUGGUGCUACAUAUUACACAUCACCAAGUAAUAAUCAAGCAGCAACACCAGUUGGGGGAGUUGGUCAAACACUCUAUUUAACAGCAUCAUUAAAUCAAUCUGUGAUAAUUCGUAGUCCAUUUUUUAAUUUAUCCUACACAAGUUUUACAUUAGAAGCAUGGAUAUAUCCAGUGUCACUGUCUGGUGAUAAUGAUAUAUUUGGUCAAUGUGAAAGUACUACAGGAGUCAAUUUAUGUCUUUAUAUGAUAUUACGUAGUUCUCGUUUAUUUAUGGGUUUUUCACCUAAUUAUUUAUCAGGUGUAACAAUUAUUUCAACCAAUACAUGGUCGCAUGUUGCUUAUGUUUACAAUUAUGCCACAGGACAACAAUUAAUGUAUUUAAACGGUUAUUUAGAUAUAGCCCAAUCUAAUGUCGACCCAUAUCAAGGCCAAAAUGGAUCAAUCACCAUCGGAAGAUCAUCUAUUUUACGUGGUUCUAAUUUUUUCGAUGGUUAUAUCGAUAAUCUUGCACUAACAACACGCGCAAAAUCAUCAACAGAAAUAUUAAAUGAUGCAACAUUAAAAUUUUAUUUUUCAUUUGAUAAUCCAACCCCAUCGUUAGACGGUAGCUCAAAUAGUCUCAAUGGAACGAUAUCAAACGCUGCCACAGUUAGGGGACGAGUUAAUGAAGCAUUGAGAUUUAAUGGUGCAUCAUCGUACUUUCAAAUGUACGGUUUUUAUCAAUGGGGCUUUACAACAGCAAAACCAUUUUCAAUAGCAUUGUGGGUUAAUCCUGUGUUACUUGUUGGUGGUGUAUUAGUUCAUAUGUCCGAUUCAGCCACUGUUAGUUAUGGUCAUUGUUUAAUUUUGAUGGGCUUAACAUCGGGUGGACAAAUUAUGUUACAAGCAUGGUAUUCAAACUAUCCAUCGGUUGUUGGUCCACAGUUAUCUGUAAAUACAUGGACACAUAUUGUUUAUACAUACAGUUCAACAAAUGGUGUUCAACUAUAUGUUAAUGGUAUAUUCUCAGGUUCAACUUCGUCACCAUCGUUCUCUAGUAGUGGCUAUGUUAAUUAUAUUAAUGUUGGAUCGAAUUUAGGUUGUUGUGGUUGCGUUAAUAUACCUGGCACUGUAUUUCAAGGUUCACUUGAUGAAUUAUAUGUUUAUAAAAGAGAACUAACGUCAACUGAAGUAUCAGCAUUAGCUAAUCCAUAA